CCACCGCAUUAAUCUCCGCGUGUUGCCCAUUUGUGACUACUCCAUUCAUCUAAUCCUCACCUUUGUCCAUGUGACAAGGCAUCGUUGACGACCUGAGACAAGGCAAAGCUAUGACCAAUGACGUGAUGCUCCCAACCCAGUAUGUCUCAUUCCAUUGCAGCACAUGCUAGCGGCUCGUGAGCUCUUAUCGAUACCCACGCCCAGCGAUGUCAAGGGCUACCGUGGCUGAUAUCAUUCCUUCCAAACAUCCGCUUCGCAAUGGUCAGCUCGCAAUCAUAUACGGCCGAGUAUCACAAGUCUUGAUUCAACAAGAGUAAUUGUACGGAAAGCGCCAUAUCAUCUCUUUUAGAACCUAGUCCCUUCUCAUAAAUCUCAAGCUCUUUACUGCGAACUCUACUCGUUUGAUCCGAUGAUGAAAACCCAUGUUUAAGCCUAGAGUACAAUAACCUUGACCCCGAUAUCGCAACUCACAUGCGCAGAUGAUGGAUUCCAACUCGUCAUUUCUCUCCCGAAUAUCUCUGGGAGGAGACAAGUCCUCGAUCCGGCCCCUCCACUCGCCUCCGAGCCGCCGCAAUUCUCAGCAGAGGCCCAGUCGUCGAAGCUCAAAUGACCACGACCUCUCAGAGCUCUCCCCACGACCGUGCUCGCCCUUGCUUUCGCCCGGCAACGUCCGCGAUUUCGGCUACCCGGGAUCGUCAUCUAUGCACCAAGACCCCAGUACCGCCCGCAGAAGCAGUAAGAGCAAGGUAAAGGGCAAAGCAGUAGCAUAUACAGAUGAAGUGGUAUUCCCGCCCAUGAGCGUCGUAGACCGGAUGCGUAUCUAUCGCGCAGGUCAAGCAGCGGCGAAAGAGAGGGAAAGACAGCAAACUGCCCACUGGAGGAGCGCGCUUAGCAGUGGUGCGCCAUCAUGGAAACCGCCCUCGCCGUCCGACUUCCGCGACGACAACGAUAGCCAAGGUCAGGGCCAGGGCCAGGACCAGGACCAGGUCCAAGGGUACGGUUCCCAGGUCAGCUUUGUGGGGAGCAUGCUCACGCCCUCAUUAAGUGACCGUGGAACCAUGGACAUGGACACCACCUUCCGCACGAUUGCUAGGCGCGAAAAACAGAUGCAGAAGGAAAUACAAAAGCUGCUUGAUGCACAAGGUGAAGCCCUGGAGCAGGCUGCCGACGGGGCGCCUCCUUUGAGCCUUGACGGCGCGAGCGAAGCCGGGAGUACCACGCCACGCGGUACUUCCCGCGGAUCUGCGUCGUCGAACUCCUCCUCGCCACAGCGCUCCCGAUCGAAUCGACACGGCUACGAUCCUCACUUACCCGUCAUUCCCGUCCGCCAGCCGAAGCCCAAACCGCCGUCGAUCCGGCAAAUCCGCCACUCGAUCGCCAGAUCCGUAUCCAUGCUCGCUGACCUCAAGGCCGAGGAGGACGCGUAUAUACACUCUGCUCUAUCGGCGCGGAAAACAGCCCUAGCUAAGUUAACGAAGUUGUCCAAACAGCACAAGUCCAUCUCGGCCGACCUGCGUGCGUUGGAAUCAAACCCGGAGGAUCCACUGCGCAGGGAAAUGAAGGGGAUGCAGGAUGAGUACCACGGCGUGUGCAACGACAUCGCUGAGUACGAGCAGAAACUACGUGCUUUGAAACGGACCAAGGGCGAAUUGGAGCAUAGGAUGGAAGAGGUACGGAGCGAGCGCGAGAGCGGGCUCAGUGGGUACCGGGGUGCGUUACGCGAAACAGAGCGUGGCAUUGGGGAGAUGAUGAAAAGGCCGGGUGUCAAGGUGCUCGAGGUGGAUUCUGGUGUGGAUUUCGACGUUUAUGUUCCCGCGAACGGCAAUAACGGAGAGACACCCGAUGUCAGUCAGGGGGGCAACAGCAUCAUGGAACGCCGACUCAGCGGUCAAGAAUUCAUGCGUCUCCGCCCAGAGCGCAGAACCCUAGGCAUGGCGCGCGACUGGUGGGAGGGCGAAGUGUCACUCCUCGAGCGGCGCAAAGAAGCCGUGGACCGGGAACGCACCGCCCUCGAGGAAGGAGGCGAACUUUGGGCGCGCGUCAUGCAACUCAUAGCCGAGUACGAGCACCGGCUUGCCGCCGCGCUGAACGGCUCGAAUACCCCUGGCUCGCCGCCCGCGACGGCGUUCCCGAAGCCAGAGAAUGAAAGGGCUAAGGAGGAGCACAUGUUCCGCGCGCAGUACCAGGAUCUACGGGAGACGCUCAAGGAGCUCGAGAAUGCGCUGGAGAUGGCAGAGGGGAGGGGGUGGAAUUUGUUGGUGGCGGCUAUUGGGGCGGAACUGGAUGGGUUUAUGGUGGGAGAGAUGAUUUUGUAUCAGUUGAUGCAGGAGAGGGGAAUUGAGUAUGAGUGCGACGAUUUGUUGGGGGAUGAAGAGACAAAGGAUGGCCAUGGUGGAAGUUUGGUCGACGUACGGGAAAAUGGGGCAAGUGAUGGUGGGAAUCACUUGAAUGAGCAAGGGCAUGAGCAUAAGCAUGUGCAGAAGGGCUUGAGCACAGAAGAGGAGGCGCUUACGGGCAGUGUGGUCCGGCGAUGGACGGAUCCCGACCCUGACUUGGAUCCCUCCACAGACACACACGAGAAGCCACAGCCUAAGGAUAACAACCUCGAGAGCCAGCGUGGACACAUGAGUCCUACGAGUCACGACCUCCUUUGCAGCGAUGAGCACGGUCAACACAAGGAAGAGAGCGAUAACGAAGUUCCUCCCGGCUUGCUCGGCGAGGUGCAACACGUCGAGGAGAGCGAGGACGAGCAUGAACACGAACAUGAGCACGAGCAUGAGCACGAGCAUGAGAACGAGGUCCCGGUUGAGUUUUUGAGUAUGCAUGGGGGAUAGCAGGAUUUGAGAAACAUUCAGUAGGGUGCUGGGUAGAGUGGGGAUGUUGAUUAAGACGAACGGAACUGUUUGGGUGAGGUGGUGUACUAUGGAUAGGCACUUGCAUGACUUUGAUAUGAGUAUGAGGAUGGGUGGUCUGUUUGCUUACGAGAAGUGAAGUCAUUUGCCGCCGUGCCAAGGUUGUUAGCUGGCUGAGGUGUUGUUGUCUUGGACUUGAAACGAAUAUUGACACCACAGGGAACAUGUUUACGGUCACAAUAGAGUACUCUGUGCCUGACUCAUUGGGGUAGCUGGCCUGGGUGAUCUCAGAGUUGUGAUCUGUGUCCCGAGUGUUUGUUGGGUUAUGCCAUCUUGGGCUUCAUGCGAAUAUCCAUAACAUGGGAGGCCUGUCUUGAUGUAAAAAUGGGGAACACGCGUUGUCUGUAUAGGGGAACAUGCUUUGCAUCUUAUAGUGAGCAAUUAAGUAAUGGUCUUUUAAGGUAUUA
Messenger RNA from Pseudomassariella vexata, 3319 nucleotides. RefSeq lists its product as uncharacterized. NCBI's taxonomy places the organism in Eukaryota, Fungi, Ascomycota, Sordariomycetes, Amphisphaeriales, Pseudomassariaceae. Bases 480 to 2834 code for a protein of 784 amino acids. The transcript has a single exon. The record is from RefSeq and is a predicted model, not a curated record.